AUGCAGUUCAACAUCCUCGCCCUUACCGUUGCCGCCAUGGCCUCUGUCGCAGUUGCCACUGAGACUGUCACCGUCUACGCUUGCCCAAGCUCCACUGGUCUCUCCGGCUCUUCUGCCACCGCUGGUGCUUCCUCUGGAUCUUCCUCCGGUGAAUCUUCCGGCCUCACCUCCGGCUCCAACCCAUCUGGUGUUGCUGCCCCUAGCGGUGUUGCUGCCCCAACUGCCUCCUCUGGUGUCGUUACCUCCCCAUCUGGAACCAGCUCCCCAAUUGCUUACGCUACUGGUGCUGCUGGCCACAUCCAAGUUUCCGCUUUCGGAAUGGUUGUUGCUGGUGCCGUUGCUCUUCUCAUCUAA
Messenger RNA from Botrytis deweyae, 354 nucleotides. RefSeq lists its product as uncharacterized. The coding region runs from base 1 to 354 and encodes 117 amino acids. The record is from RefSeq and is a predicted model, not a curated record. The transcript is spliced from 3 exons. NCBI's taxonomy places the organism in Eukaryota, Fungi, Ascomycota, Leotiomycetes, Helotiales, Sclerotiniaceae.